This is a messenger RNA of Colletotrichum truncatum, 1197 nucleotides long. RefSeq lists its product as uncharacterized. The record is from RefSeq and is a predicted model, not a curated record. NCBI's taxonomy places the organism in Eukaryota, Fungi, Ascomycota, Sordariomycetes, Glomerellales, Glomerellaceae.
AUGGCAGUGGUGCCCCCUCGAGGAUGUGAGCAUUGUGCAGGAAGCCGGGCAAAGGUGUUGGACACCUUGGCACUGUCUAUGAACGUAACGAGCUUGACGAAGGCUGAAUUGGAUACGGCAACGCUAUCACUCAACAUCCGAGCCGACGACGACUCUACCGCCGAGUCCAUCCAGACCGUUUUAUGGAUCUUAGUUGUGCUCUCAGCAGUCUUCUUGGCUUUGAGAUUAUACUGCAAGAUAUCAUAUUCCUACACCAAAUUCCGUUUUGAAGAUGCGCUACUGGUAGCUUCUUGGGUCGUUCUUGCCACAGAUGCUUCUCUGAAUGAGUUUAUUAUCAAGUCACGGUUUGGACGGGCUGGAUUUCCUCUGACCAUCGAGAAUAUAUCGACGUUAGCAGUCGUCGGUCUGUCUUCCAUCACAUGCUCAUUUGUUGGACAAGUCUGGAGCAAAACAGCAUUUGCUAUAUCGCUUCUGCGGAUGUGCGAUGGUUGGAAGAAGGCCUUUGUUUGGUUCUCCAUAAUAUCGAUGAACUUGCUCUUCGCCUUUGCGUCACUCUCUUUUUGGAUUGGUUGUGUGCCUCUGGAAAAGAGAUGGCAACCAUUCGGCCCCGGAACGUGUUACGACUUGAAAUGGGUGGUAUCUUUUGGAAUAUUUGUCAGCAUUUAUUCUGGUCUCCUGGAUCUAGCCCUCGCUGCCAUUCCUUGGUUGAUUCUAAUGCGCCCAACGCCGGCGGAAGAGUCAUCUGGAAUCACCUUGAGCAAGAAAGAAAAGAUUGGUGUGUCAGUGGCUCUUAGCAUGGGUGUGCUGGCUGGCGUUGCGGCGUUUGUGAAAGCAUCUUUCAUGCAAUCUGUGACUGAUACGACGGGAGAUUUUUCUCACGGCGGAGCUCAGUUGGCUGUGUGGGCUGCGGCUGAGACAGCAAUAACAAUUAUGGUGGCUACUCUCCCGGUACUGCGAGUUCUUCUCCGUGAUACGGCGGUAAGAACUCGGUACCUACCAGACGCAAUCAAAAUGAGAGUCAGGAAAUCUACAAGACGUUCAGAACGAGUUUCAGCAAGAUCCGCAGAGAUACCUGAGGAUAAACUGCGUCUUGCAUCAUCGGGGGCCUCAAUGUCGACUGCAGGAGCAUCUUCAUCAUCCUCCGGAUCUUCAUCUGCAGAUUCGCAGAGAACUCUGGUUUCAAAGGGCGCAAAAUAG